Maylandia zebra (zebra mbuna) is the source of this 711-nucleotide messenger RNA. Lineage: Eukaryota; Metazoa; Chordata; Actinopteri; Cichliformes; Cichlidae. The record is from RefSeq and is a predicted model, not a curated record.
AUGGUUCAGGAAAGAUUUUGGUUUAUUAGAAAUGAGUAUUAUGGGCCAGUGGAUUUGAGAACAGACCCAGACUACACAGGGCGGGUUGAGCACCAGUUUCAUGAGAAGGACUGCACUCUGAGGAUCACAGACCUGAGAGAGAGUGACUCAGCACAGUACAAGUUCAGAUUCAUAACAAAUCAGCGUGAUGGAAGUUAUACUGGCUCACCUGGAGUCACUUUGACUGUCACAGACCUGCAGGUGAAGAGAAGAAAAUCAUCAGCCCACACAGAGCUGCAGUGUCACAGCAGCUGUGAUGUAAUUGAUCCUCCAUCAUAUGUUUGGUACAAAAAUGGACAGAAAAUAGAGGAAGAAACAUCUCUGCGAGUCUCUGUUGGAGGUGAUGACAGCAGCUAUUCCUGUGCUGUUAAAGGACAUGAGGGUUACCGCUCUGCUGCAGUGUAUGAUCCAAAGCUUCCCUCUGUGUCAGUGAGUCCCUCUGCUGAGAUAGUGGAGGGCAGUUCAGUGGCUCUGACCUGUAGCAGUGAUGCUAACCCAGCAGCUAGUUACACCUGGUACAAGGAGGAUGGUCAAACACCUCUGAGUAAGGAGUGGUGGCUCUCCUUCAGCUCCAUCCAGCCCUCUGACUCUGGACAGUAUUACUGUACUGCUGAGAAUGACCUGGGGAAGAGGACAUCUGAAUCCAUCUUUAUUGAUGUGAAAUGUGAGUGA